UUUAUGGACCAUUUAAUUUAGCAUUUGUUAUUGAAAGAUCAGGGACAUCAUUAUUUGGAUUAUUAACAUUUGGAGUACAUUUGAGUGCAUAUGUUAGAACAACAGAGGGAAAGCUUAAAAUGUGGAUUGCCAAACGCUCAACAACAAAAUCUACAUGGCCAGGUCGAUUAGAUAAUACAGUAGCAGGUGGAAUAUCAUAUAAUUUAACAGUCAAAGAAGCAUUAGUUAAAGAGGCAAUGGAAGAAGCUAGUCUGCCAGAAGAAAUUGCAGAAAAGGCAGUACCA
Racocetra fulgida is the source of this 284-nucleotide messenger RNA. The record is from the annotation of a GenBank genome assembly. Lineage: Eukaryota; Fungi; Glomeromycota; Glomeromycetes; Diversisporales; Gigasporaceae.